Glycine soja is the source of this 754-nucleotide messenger RNA. Its product is annotated as acyl-coenzyme A thioesterase 13-like. Lineage: Eukaryota; Viridiplantae; Streptophyta; Magnoliopsida; Fabales; Fabaceae. The transcript has 3 exons. The record is from RefSeq and is a predicted model, not a curated record. Bases 82 to 627 code for a protein of 181 amino acids. Gene Ontology annotation, molecular function: fatty acyl-CoA hydrolase activity.
UAUUUUGAGCUUAUUUUUAGCCUGAAAUUUGAAAUUUUUUCUAAUUGACAGCACAGCACAACGUUGCACCUCAAAAUAGCAAUGGCAGCGAAAACUUCCUCUGAAACUGAAAAAGAGUGUUCCUCCUCACAGUCACUGAAAAUUUCAAAGGAUUUAAACUUUCGACGUGUUUCUGAGACCUUAGAUCUGUUCAGAGCGAUGGGGACCAAUAUUAUCGCACCGGAAAAUAGCAACACGCAUGGCUUCUUCGACGGCUUCCUUCGGAGUUUCAUAAAGCUCGAUCACAUCCAACGCGGUCGAAUCGCCUGCACCCUUCUCGUCAAAGGCCCCAUCUGUAAUGGUUUUGGAACACUUCAUGGAGGGGCUAUUGGGUCCUUUGUUGUGAUUUUGUCUACUGCUUGUGCUAGAACCGUAACUGCUGAGAACAAGGAACUUUUUCUCGGGGAAAUUAGCAUGUCUUACCUCUCUGGAACUCUAAUAAAUGAAGAAGUGCUAGUUAAUGCCUCCGUGGUGAAAAGUGGAAGAAAAUUGACUGUAGUUGCACUUGAGUUUAAACUGAAGAAAACUGGGAAUUUACUUUAUACUACUCAUGCUACCUUCUAUAACAUGCCAGUUGCCAGUUUAUGAAUGUUUAGAUCUUUGGUGGAAGUUGAUCUUCAGUUCUAUUUAUUAUUGUAUUAAUGUUUGUCAAAGCAAAAUCUUUUAUUUUUAAUUCAUUAUUAUCCACUGUUAAUUCAAUCUUUCCUGUUUUCUA